UUAUUAGGUUAGUUUUUGUUUGGUUGUAUUGUCAUGCGUUUAGUUGUGGUGUUUUAAUUUUGAUUAGUUUCCUACUGUAUUGGUUGAUAAGUCGACUCUUUUAUAAAGCAGGUUUUAAACGUCACAAAGCAUUCAUUUUUGUUUUUAACCUGGUAUAAUUCAAGAAAAAUCUACUUGUUUUAUGUAACAUACUCCAGUCAAUUCUAAUCUAGUUUGUGGCUUAUUACUAUCAGAUGCUAAAUAAUAUUAAUUACAUAAAUGAUUAGUAGAGUCACUUUUAAACUUAAAGUCUUACCAGUGCACAAAUUAGGAAGUCUAAUGGUGACACAAAGUUAAAUCAUACAGUGCAGCCUAUUUUUGAACGCAAUGGCAUUAGAAAACAACAUGUCAGAGAAAUAUGCGCUGCUGCCGGCUCAUUUGUCUGAUGCAGGCAAAUACUCAUAUUGCACGAUGUGCGCCAUCGCUUUGCACGAUUUAUACAACAACGAGUGGGAUCGGUCUUUUACAGAAAACUGUUUGGACAAGCUGAUAAUUCACUUAGAGCUACCUAAUUCUGUAAAACCUGUGAUGUCAUCGCUGCUGUCCGGAGAAUAUACACAGUCGUGGGAUCCUUGUUUGGAGGUUCUGAAAAAAGAGAAAGCAGUAGCAUCGAACUGCUCAGCAAUACUCUACGAUUUCAUCUUGCUUGCUGUCAAAGAAGGACUUAGGUGUGGGACUUACGACGCAAGAUGGCGAGUGCUAGUGCAACAUCUAGCAGAUAACCUUGGAAUUCCCUCAGACACCAUAGAGCAGUAUGAGAUGUCCGUCAUCACUUGCCUGACUAGAACACCGGGACACGCAGAAGCAGACACCAGCCGAGGUAAGACUUCUAACAAGUUUCGCCGCUACGCUCUAGUGGGGCUGGCAGGUCUAGGUGGCGGGGCUCUGAUUGGUCUGACUGGGGGACUGGCGGCUCCCUUCAUCGGCGCAGGCAUCGCCUCUCUCGGCCUGGGUGGUGUGGUGGGGGGCGGUGCUGCCAUGCUGAGUACUGCCGCUGGUGUCGCAGUUGUGGGAAGUUUGUUCGGUGCAGCUGGCGCGGGGCUCACAGGGUACAAGAUGCAUAAACGAGUCGGUGAGAUUGAAGAGUUUGAAUUUGAUCGGCUGGACGUUGAGCAGAUGGACAACAACAAUGAGCCUCCGGAAGUUCCAGAAACGAUCACCAGGUGUCAGCAACUACAUAUCUCCAUCGUGAUAUCUGGCUGGCUUAAAGACGAAGGAGCGGACAGCUACGUGAAGCCGUGGAUGUGUGUGAGAGCUUCGCAAGAGCAAUACUACCUACGCUACGAGAGUAAAUACCUGCUACAGUUCGGGAGAGCCAUAGAGUACAUACUGAGUUUGGCAUUCAGCAUAGCUACUCAGGAAGUGCUUAAGUAUACAGCGUUGUCAGGCCUGCUGUCUGCCAUUACUUGGCCAGGAGCACUGCUCGGGUUGGCAAACAUGAUAGACAACCCGUGGAGCGUUUGUUGCGGACGUGCAGCGCAGGUGGGCAGACAACUGGCUCAUGUAUUACUGGCCAGAGAGCAGGGUUCACGCCCAGUCACUCUGGUAGGCUUCAGUAUUGGAGCCCGCGUCAUCUACUACUGUCUCGCGGAGAUGGCUGAGAGGGGCAAUUGUGAAGGAAUAAUUCAGGAUGCAAUUCUAAUCGGAGCUCCUUGCUCUGGCAAUGCAGAAUACUGGAAGAAGUUCACUAGAGUUGUAGCAGGAAGACUUGUUAACGGAUAUUGCAAGAAUGACUGGCUGCUGAAGUUCCUCUACAGGACAUUGUCUAUGCCAAGCCACGGUGUGGCAGGACUACAUCCCAUAGAACUGGACGAUAGAAGAAUGGUGAACGUAGAUCUUACUGACAUCGUAGCUGGUCACAGUGAAUACCCAGACAAGAUUUGUUUGAUCCUUCGCCAGAUGAAGGUUAGAGUGAAGGAUGGACCCUGUGGUGAAGUGAAGGAGAGAGUUCCAAGAGUACAGACGAUGGACGACAUACCUCCUACUAAGUCGGUUUUAUCGCCAUUGGCUCUGCGUCGUACUCAGUCUGACAAUGUUCUCACAAAGCUGAGCCUAGAAGACACUUCCAGUGAUGAUAGCAAACCUAGCUAGUGCAACUGUGCGUUGAAACUCAACGUGAUUUUAAAUAUCACUCUAGAUCUCUGGAUCAGAUCCUUUAAUCAUGGAUGUCAAAUGAUUCUGCAUUUAAUCAUGACAGUUUUUAAUUUUACAUGCCGUAUUUCAUCAAAAACUUACCAAAUCAAUUCCGCAUUCACUCAUAAUUUUUAAAAAUUGUUAUGUCGUAGUUUAUAAGAAAGUAUCAAAGACAACUUAGUAGAAAAUGCAAGAAUACACAAUUAUGUUAAACAUAUCCACCCACAGAAAGUUAUGAGUCCUACAAAUGAAUAUUUUAUACAUAAUUAUUUAUAUAAAUUCGAUACAGAAUUGUGACUUAACAUUAGCAUUUAAGGCAUGACAAUUGAGUAUGUUUUGCACAUUUAAGUAGUGUCAGUGUCACGAUUUAACAUUGUUUUUUAUGUUAAUUGAUUUGUUUUUGUGUUAGUUUAUAUCUUUGUAUAGAAUGGCUACCAUUGGAGUUCUUGGUGUUUGAGAUUGGUAAAGUGUAUUUAUUUGCAAAAGACAUUAUUUUUAGUAUUUUCCGCCCCAAGUUUGUUUUACUUGUUUCAAUUCACUACCUUUAGAUUAAGUGAAGUGUUUUGAUAAAAACAAAGAAAUACAAGUCAUAAGUUUAUAUAUUUUUAAAAUAAAGUAGAGCUCAGAGAAAACCCCUAUUGUGAUUUUGUAAACUUACAACCACUUUUUUAGACAGUUCUAACUAAUCUAUGGUUACACAACAAGAACUUCUAAGCAUACAUUUUUUAUUAGAUUU
Messenger RNA from Macrosteles quadrilineatus (aster leafhopper), 2908 nucleotides. RefSeq names its product transmembrane and coiled-coil domain-containing protein 4-like. The transcript has 14 exons. The coding region runs from base 367 to 2130 and encodes 587 amino acids. Lineage: Eukaryota; Metazoa; Arthropoda; Insecta; Hemiptera; Cicadellidae. The record is from RefSeq and is a predicted model, not a curated record.